This is a messenger RNA of Dendronephthya gigantea, 8248 nucleotides long. RefSeq lists its product as uncharacterized. Lineage: Eukaryota; Metazoa; Cnidaria; Anthozoa; Malacalcyonacea; Nephtheidae. The transcript has 21 exons. The coding region runs from base 85 to 7719 and encodes 2544 amino acids. The record is from RefSeq and is a predicted model, not a curated record.
UAGUUUCUCGUUGAUGUUCAUUCCACAAGCAGUGAUAUUUUAACUUGAGACGAAGAAACCAUUUUAUUUCCAAAAAGACGAGAUAUGGUCCUGGGCAAACCGCUCACGUUGAAAAUGCCCGCGGCUGUUUGGGUACUCGUUGCCUGUGGCUUCACAUUAUUCCCGUGUCUUGCCGUCUCUUGUCCGAGUGGAGAGCGCUACUGUCCUGAACGUGAUGGCUGUGUUGUUGUUAGUCAGAACUGUUCAGAUGGUGAUAUUAAAACAUGUGUUAACAUGACUGUUUCUUGUUAUGAAAACGGAACGAAACAUUGUGUUAAUGCUUGGAAUUACACCUGUGGUAACAUCUCCUGUGAGUGGAAUAGAACAAAAUAUUGUCCAACUCAGAAAAAAUGUAUUGAUAAAGCAGAUCAUUGCUGUACUGAGAAAGAGGAAGCUUGCGUGGAUUUCAUGGAGGGCAUGAACUUUUUACGCAGCGAAAAGUUUAACUCCAUUUGCUCUCUCCUUGCUUCAAAUGAUCACAACUUCACAGCCAACUACACCAAGUUUAAAUACGAGAAUCUUGUAGAGAUGGAAGAGUGCGAUAAUGGGACUUACUUCUGUCCUUUGGUACUCCGCUGUAUUCCGAGAAAUCACAGUUGUGACCCUGAUGAAGUCUACGAAAAAAGCCCAGGUGAUGUUUUGAACGAGGAAUGUGGCGUAAAUGAGACGUUCUGUGGCCUCUACAAGCGCUGCAUCCCGUCAACAGAGCCGUGCUCUUAUAGAGCUCUUUUUAAUUGGUACAAAGUUGGAAAUAAAUCGGUUGGCCCGUUUUCUCGACCUUGCCCGGCGAAUCAGACAUUCUGCCUUCUCACGUUUGGUUGCACGGAAGAUUGUGACGAUGUGAUGGGUAAUAAGAGUUGUAAUGGAACAAUGAGGGAUAAGUUUUCUAAUGAGUCCAUGAGCUGUGGUAUGAAUGACAGUAAUUGCAAGUGGAAACUAACCAUGGAAAACUUCACCAAUAUCACCGACCCCACCGGUUCAGGUUGGCUUGAAACUUGCAAGUAUCGGAAAUUAAUGCAACAAGUUCAGUGGGAAAAGACGUGCGAAUGCAAACCACUGGCUAAGAAGUGCAAGAAAGAAAAGAAAUGUAACAAGAAGAAGUUAUGUGAUAUUAUGUGGGAAAAAAUGGAAUCUUGGAAUAUGUUCAUGAACGCAAGCAUGUGGCUGGAAGAUUGUGAUGUCAGUGUGAACGUGACUGAGAAAAUGCGCGAGUGUAACUCCACGAAAGAUGAUUGUGAAAUCGAUAAAUUGUGCAAGCCUUUGAGGGAGGGGAAGUACAAUAGCUCACAUGCAAACCAAACCAUUUCUGUCCGGGGUUGCAAAGUUGUGUUUAAUGAAACUGCCAUCAAAGCUUGUAAUAUUUCGUUCCUUUCAAGUUGUAAGAUCGAAGAUCUGUGUCCGAAAUAUCGUGAACUCGCUCUCAAUCACAGCAAAAGGUUGUUUCCAAAAAUUGUCAAUGGAUGUAAAGUUGAUUGGAAAGAAAUUGAGAAGUGUAACGUUACCUUUAAAAAUGAUUCUUGCGAGAUUCACACUUUGUGCAAGUCUUUAAUGCGGAAUUAUAACAACAGGUCUAUGAUCAACAAGACUGUUGAUGUUGACGGUUGCAAAGUCAUGUUUAACAUGAGCGUGAUUGAGACCUGUAAUAUCAUUUUUCCACCAUCUUGCAAAAUUGAAGAACUCUGUCCAAAGUAUCGCAAACUCGCCCUUAACAAUACAAAAAGAUCAUUUCCCAAGAUGGUCGAAGGAUGCAAAGUCAAAUGGGACGAACUGGAACAAUGUAAUAUUACAUUUAUGAACGACUCUUGCGAAUUGAGAGAGUUAUGUAAACCGCUUCGGAAGAAAAUUAAAAGUAUGCCUGAUAAGGGUUGGUCAAUGAUGAACAAAACCACCAAAGUUGAGAUGUGUAAUGUAACCUUGAACUACACUGUCCUUGAAGAGUGCAACAUCACAAUGAAAAAGAAUGAUUCUGACUGCAAAAUCAAGCAAUUGUGUAAAAAAAUAUUCAAAGACUUCAACAACUCCAUGAUGAACAAAACCAUCAAAGUUGAGAUGUGUAAUGUAACCUUGAACUACACUGUCCUUGAAAAGUGCAACAUCACAAUGAAAAAGAAUGAUUCUGACUGCAAAAUCAAGCAAUUGUGUAAAAAAAUAAUCAAAGACUUCAACAGCUCCAUGAUGAACAAAACCAUCAAAGUUGAGAUGUGUAAUGUAACCUUGAACUACGCUGUCCUUGAAGAGUGCAACAUCACGAUGAAAAAGAAUGAUUCUGACUGUAAAAUCAAGCAAUUGUGCAAAGAAAUAAUCAAAGAAGACUUCAACAGCUCCAUGAUAAACAAAACCAUCCAUGUUAAGAAAUGCAGAAUAAAAUUUGAUAAACGUGUUCUUGAUACUUGUAACAUCACCGUGGCGCCAGCAAACCAUCAACCAACAGUAGACAAACCUCGGAUUCGUAUUCACAACAUCCCUUACAACGUGACAACUUCCCCGAACAAAGGUAAACGCGUAGAGGAGAUGCUCUCGGCAGCCGGUGCUAGUGAUCUUGACAAAAAUAAGCUAGGAAUAGCAAUUGUACAGGCAAAGAACAGUAGCAUUGGAUCCUGGCAUUAUAAGUUACCUGGUGGAACAUGGAUCCAAAUAAUUAUUGACAACCCUGAGUAUGCUGACAAUUAUAAAGGAAAUGUCAAGGUUUUCGCGUUAAACUCCUCCUGUUAUCUAAAGUUUCAAAUGCACCGAGAUGACAUAUUGUGGAGGAAUGCAGAGGCGAAAAUAUCCGCCAGCAUCGUUUUUCUUCCAUGGGAUGGUACCGACGAUAGCACGAAUGGUUGGCGGAAUAUCACGAGACCUUCCGUUAGAACCUCCGCAUACGGUAAAAGGUCUGUGAUAGCAGAGGCGAGAAGGUUUGGGUGUGAUGGCAAUCUCGGUUCUCGAGGCCAAAACGAUGUCUGUGGGGUUUGUGGUGGAAAUGGUCUCUCUUGCUUUGGAUGUGAUAAUGUAAAGUACUCUGGAGCUAUUUUUGAUAAAUGCGGAAAUUGUACGGGCGGGACAACGAACGUCUCUUUCAACGCCAUGGUUGAUUGUGCAGGGGGAUGUGGCCUCUCAUUCAUCGACGAAUGUCGCGUGUGUCAAAGCAGAAAUUUCUACGUUAACUUCACUGACUGCACUGGAACAUGUCAUGGUAAUGCCACUAACAAUACUUGUGGUUAUUGCGUUGGGGGAUCAUCCGGGAGACAUGUGAUGUAUGGUAUGGACGCUUGCGGAGUGUGUAAUGGGACUAACACGACCUGCCAGGAUUGCGAUGGAGUGCCGAAUGGCGGGAAAGAACGAGAUUUUUGUGGUAAUUGUCUAUUGCCCGCUGAUCCUAAAUUUAACGGCGAAUGCGUGAAUUUAAAGAAGAUUGUUCCUAACAGCGGUCCCUCGAUGGGUGGAAUUAAAGUAAUCCUACGAGGGGCUGGUCUGAAAAACGUUUCUACAGUCAACUGUAAAAUCGUGAAUGUCGACAACAAAAAUGAGAGUGUGAUUCCCAGUCCCUCAGUUAAAAAGAACGGCAGCAAUUUUAUCGAGUUUAGAGCGCCCUCUCUGAAGUCUGGUAUCUACAACGUAUCAUGUGCUUUCGACUCUCAAGACAUAUGGCAUAUUGCGGAAGAAACAUACUUGGUCUACAACAAGUCAGAUAUAGUGUACACUUCAAUUAGUCCAGAAUAUACAAGCAUUAACAGUCCUGUGAAGGCGGUGAUUACUGGCAGCGGUUUCGUGAAUGCGUCCGACGUAGCGUGCGUCACGCGUGAUGGUCGUGUAUUCCGAGCAAAAUUCGAGAAUUCCACGCGUGUGCUGUGUUCAAUCCCAUCUAUAAAGAAUUCCGUGAGACUUCACCUUGGAAUUUCGUUCAGUCGCGCUGACCGUAAAAUUGGAGACAAUAAACUGAACUUUACGAUUUAUGCAAACGCACCCAACCCAACAAAUGCCAGAUUUUCGAAUGAUCUACGCGGUAUUCUUGUUCAAUUCGAUGUCCCAACAAGAUCGAAAAUACGCACAACUGAUUGCUUAACAUUCUUCCCACCUUCCAACGUUAGUUCGUUUGGUAGAAGAAGUAGAUGCGUAUUCCUGACUCCAGUCCUUAUGCUCAUCAUUUUAAGAUCUCGACCCAUUAUAGUGCCUAAUGAAACUGCAACGUUCAGACUUGAUUCCAUAACACAACGAAAUCAGAUGGUUAUCAAACAACCAGCAGAGGUUUAUAAAUAUCUUGAAAUCGGUCAACCAACCGAACCUGUUGUACCAACAGCUAUACUUUUUGGUACUGAUUUUCUUGGUCUCUGUGCAAGGCUUCGACUCAACGGUGAACUGUCCUACGGUGGUGGUGGUCGUCUUUUGACGUUCAUAUGGGGUGUGGACUGGGCCGACUCUGUGGACAGAGGAAGCCUCACAGCAAACCAGACAGCAAACAUCAACAGAACCAGAGCCUAUUUGAAAUCGUUGUCUGAUUUCACGGGCGAAUUCCGUGCUCCGAAUAAUUCAAUUGUUGCUGUUGGACCACAAUAUAACUUCACAUUACGUGUCAAAAAUUUCCUUGGCAAGAUCAGCAAUGAAGCAGCUUUCACCGUUCAACGCGAGGAUAAAUCUAUCCCAGGACUUGAUCUGGGUUCUAAGAGGAAAAUAGUGAGGGCUGCAUUGGAUAUCAUAUUGCAAGCAAACGUCAAGCUGUCGUCAUGUCUUCCUAAAGACUAUCAACCUAAAGUUUUGUUUUCUUGGGAGAUACAAGCUGUCGGUGUGAACCUGGAAGUUUCUGAUAAAUCGCGGUUGAAUAUUAAGAAAGGAACUUUGAAAGGAGGAAAUACCUACACACUAACUUUAACAGCCAGUAUGGAGUCGGAUAUCUCUUUAUCUGCAACAGCUACAAUUGAACUGGUCGUUAGGGCGAGUCCUCUGAAAGCUAUUAUUAAAGGUGGAAAUAGUUUAGUGGUUGGGGAAGAUGAUACCUUUAUUCUGGAUGGUUCACGUUCUCGAGACCCUGAUCUCUCCUCUGAAUCUCAAACGUACACAUGGCUGUGCUAUAAGAAUAAUGUUCCGUGUUUCCAGCCUGACCCUAAAAAUGCUAGAAGAAAAGAAAGAAUGGUUAUCCCGUCUACUGCGAAAACCAGCAUCAAUGUACCUCAACAAUUGGACACAAAUAGCAAGUACAAGUUUGUGUUGAAACUCACGAAAGGCAAGAGAAAGUCAGAAACAUUUAUUGAGGUGUACGUGAAAUCUGGCGCUCCACCCAAAGUUAUCAUUAAUCCAAUUACCACAGCCAAGAUUAAUCCAACCAAGAUUCUUGUCCUGGAGUCGCUCAUUGACACUAAAAAGACUGUAGAUGCAACUUGGAGUUGCGUUCAGGGCGAAGAAUAUGGUUUUAUUGAACUGAAUGCCCAAGGGGUUGCAUUAACAGCGCGUGACCGCAAAUUCAUUAAGAAAUCUUCGCAAGAUAAAGUUGUCGCCACCUCAGCGUUAGUCAUCAAUAAAAACAGACUCGAGGAAGGAGUCACAUACAAGUUCAUACUUAGGGUAGUCCACAGUGAUGCAUCGUCCUUUGCAGAUAUUGAAGUGACCACGAAUGCCGCUCCGUCCCAAGGUAUGUUGGAGAUCGAACCAUCUUCGGGAUAUGUCGGAAACACGUUUACGUUUGCUGCUAGCGAAGGUUGGGAAGACGACGCUGACGACCUGCCGUUGACGUUCCAGUUUGGUUAUUACGUCCAGGAUUCGGGGGAAGUACGUGAGGAAUUUCUUGGAACGCCAUCUGAGGAAAACAGAUUGGAUUUUGACCUGCUGCCUCCAGGAGAUCCAUCCAAAGACUACAAUCUGACAGUCUUCGUGAUAGUGACUGAUAUCUACGGUGCAGUAGCUACAAGGAAAGCGAACGUGAUUGUCAAACCAAUACCACUGGAUGUUACUGCCGUUAACAAGUUUUCAGGGGCAGUUGAGAGGGAAUUUGAAUCUGGUAACUUUGCAGGCGGGGCAGCGAAAGCCAGUGCAUUGUUUGUGGCCUUGUCAGAUGACAAUUCGAAUGGUACUAAUGUCACCACAGAAGUCGUGAGGAAAUUGAAAAAAAGUUUUACUAAUAAGGUUCUGAGUGAAGUAGAGACAGGAGGUGUUCAGGACAGAUCUGCACGACUUGUCGCACAGAAAUUGUUGGUGCGGAUGACCGUCAAUUGUAAACCACUCUGUGACCCAGUCAGAGUUGUACGUGUGUUGUUCAAAAUGGUGAGCGGGGAACAGUCCUCUCCCAAGAGACGGCGACGUGCCACCGUAACUAACAACUAUGACAGCAUCGAAGUUAAAACUGGAGAAGAAGUUUCAACUGUUCUUAAGAUCGCGGAAAACGUCAUCACCCCUGACGAUUACACAAAUAGCAGUUUGACGGCUAAGACAAGCUUUUUAUCAACAAUCAAGGCUCAAGAACCUUCGUUAUGCAAAGGCUUAGCUACGGGCGGCCCUGCUGAAAUAGCCUUGUCUAAUAUCACUGUUAUGAGAGCCGUCAGAGAUGCUUUAGGCUUGUACGCUAAUGUUGAAACGAAAUACAAGGAGAUAUCAACUUCAGAAUCACCUGAGUAUAUUCAACAAACAGUGACGUAUAGACUGGGAGAAACGUUAGAGGAACAAUAUGCAUCAUGGGCCUGUACAUCUGAUGAUACUUGCACUGGAACAUGCAUAGCAACUGCUCAGUUUAAAGAUGAUCUUUUGAUCCAGCACGAUCCAGCAGAUAAAAACAUAACUCGUCUUAGCAAUAUUGCUUCAAUACGUCUCUACAAUCCGAAAACUUUGGCUGAGAUUCCUGCCUCUAGUCUGGCAAAACCUGCCGUUCUUCGAUUCCCAAUCGAUCAUGCUGAGAUGUAUGAAAACUAUACAAAAGAAUGUCGCACGUGGAACGAAGUAGAAAAUGAAUGGAAGAUGUCUGGGUGCAGUGGGUACACGACCCUGAACGACAGUAUCAUUGAAUGCAAGUGUUCGCAGUUAGGUUAUAUUGCUGUGUUCCUGGGUGAACAGAAGACACAAACCACACCUGCCGUAACAACGUCGCCGUCAACCACAGAGCAAGCCGUGACUAUCGAGUUUGCAUUUGUUGCAAAUUACAGCCAAAUCAUCUCCAAUAAUACGACAAAACAAACCUUCAUUUCGCAUCUCCGACCUUUCCUUGCAAAACGUCUCAACAUUUCUCAAGCAAGAAUAACGAAUAUUAACGUCAGACCAGGAAGUAUCAUUGUCACAUUCACCGUUCUUCCCAGCAACAAUGCAAACGACCGUUCUGUCAAUUCUACAGUCCUCUACUUCAAGCAUUUGGUGAUGACUAAUAAUGUUAACCUCACUUUGCCGGGUUCCAACGUAACAAUACGAGUUGAUCCGAGCUCCUUUAAGAUCAUCACGACCUCACCAACAACUGUCGCUCCACCCCGAGAUGCCGACGAUGAUGACGAUGGUUUGAGCUCGGCUGAGAUAGCAAUAAUCGUUGUCGUGUGUGUGUUAGUCUUCAUCGCAAUAAUAACAGGCUUGAUUUAUUAUUUCUUACGUGUCAGACCAAAGAGAGCGGGAAAGAUUCCUCCCCACAGUUCCCGCAUGCAACUUAAUGAACAGCAACAGAACAAUAACGUAACUGAGAAAGAUUCUGGUGUUUUCAACAAACCCGUCGAUACAGAUGAAAAAGCAGUGUAAAGUCAGCCUCUUUAACACACAGGCUGAAGACGAACUCGAAGAAAACAGUAUUUUUAGUGAAGAACCUAUUUAGUUCAUUUAUCUUUGAACACGUAUGUGCAUGGAGUAGAAAAAUACAUUUUUGUAGAAUCGUAGUCUUGUAGAUCUUUACACAGAACUGUGUCAGUAGCACUAUUUCGCAUUUACAAAUGGACAAUAUCGACAUGUGAUUGGACAUAAGUUUGAUUUCUAGAAUGAAGUCUUAUUUUAACUCAAUAGCGAGAAGAAAAUAAUACCAGGACUGUUAGGGUUAAACACAAGCCAUUCUAUUUUGUACAUCCUGGUUGCUGAUUAUGACGUUUAUAUUAUAUAAAUGACGCUUUCUUUUUGAUGUAUGAAAAACCUACGCACCACCGGUGUUUUUGAAAAACACUGAGUUUUUGUAAUUAUCACUUGAAACAAUAUGACACUAGUUAUUUACACGUAUUUUGUGUGCUGCAUGUUUAUUUAUUGAUUAUGUGUUUGUGCAAUAAAUAUUUAUGAACACUUA